AUGGCCACCGCGCCGGCGCGCCGCCCCGUGGACUUUCCAGCAGCACGGGCGACCGACGCCGUCGUCCUCGUCUACCGCGAGGCGGCCGUCGAGCCCCUGCCCAGGCCUGUGAGGGCUGCCGCGGACUGUGCCGAUGCAGAAGCCGAUGAGCAGGGCACCACCGCGCUUGCUUUGCCCGAGGAGGAUGGCGAGGUGGAGGCGACCAGUGGUGGCGCGUCAGCGUUAGAGGUCCGGCCCAGCUCCGAGGAGACGACGACCGUGGAGGGGUGGGGCAGGGGCUGGGGCUGGCCGGCCGUGUCGGGGAAGGCGGAGGACGACGAGAGGCGGCUGUACGACUCCGAUUCCGACUCGGACUCCGACGACGAGGACGAAGGCGGUAUCUUCCGGUGGCUCUCGAGGCCGGCGGAUCACCUCUUCUGA
This is a messenger RNA of Miscanthus lutarioriparius, 420 nucleotides long. The record is from the annotation of a GenBank genome assembly. NCBI's taxonomy places the organism in Eukaryota, Viridiplantae, Streptophyta, Magnoliopsida, Poales, Poaceae.